Puccinia triticina is the source of this 1113-nucleotide messenger RNA. RefSeq lists its product as uncharacterized. NCBI's taxonomy places the organism in Eukaryota, Fungi, Basidiomycota, Pucciniomycetes, Pucciniales, Pucciniaceae. The transcript has 3 exons. Gene Ontology annotation, molecular function: DNA-binding transcription factor activity. Gene Ontology annotation, biological process: regulation of DNA-templated transcription. The record is from RefSeq and is a predicted model, not a curated record. Bases 1 to 1113 code for a protein of 370 amino acids.
AUGAUGAGUCAGCAGCCAAAACUAUUUAUCAUGGACUCAUCGACCACGGCCACCACCCACGCCCACUCCAUCCUCGUCCCAGACAACAAGCACAGCCUGUUCGGACUCAGCCACCCCCAGAAACUGCCCGACCUCGAAGUGGUCAUCAAGAACAGAGACGAUGACCAUCCGCCGCCCAAGCGCAAGCACUCCUCAGCAUCCUCAACAAACGACCACAAGAACAACACCGCCAACAGAUCUUCCGAGCACCCCCUCAGCCAGAACAACCUUUCCUCACUCGACAUCGACCCUGACUCGGCCGAAAACCAGCAUCUCAAGAAACUGACGACCGAAAAGAGGAAGGCCCAGAAUCGAGCGGCUCAGAGGAACUUCAGAGAGAGGAAGGAGAAACAGUGCAAGCAGAACGAAGAGAACCUGAUCAUCAGGACCGAAGAGAACAAGAAGAUGAGAGAGCUGAUCACCUCCCUCGAAGCCGAAAACAGCUUCCUACGCCAGCACGUCCCAGAGAGUGUGCUCGAGCAGGCCCGGAAGAGCUUCCCCCGACGGCCCGAGCUCAGCACGAUCGUCAUCCCGAUCCCAGCCUACAACGAGUUCCUCGGCCCCGAGCAGAAGAGCACCGGGGCUGCCGGCCCCGGGGGGCUGAGCGAGUCCGAAGAACACGCCCGCGCCGCAACCGCCCUCAGCUCGCUCGCCGCCGCACCCAUCGACCCCGUCUUCGACCCCCAACUGCAACACCUGGCCGGCCCUUCACCCUCAGCCGCCCUCGUCGCAUCCGCCGACCACCAUCUCCAACACCACCAUCAGCACCAGCACCAGCACCAGCAUCAACAGCAGCAGCUACUCCAGCCCGACCUCAUCGUCCCCUCCUCCACCGACGACCCCCCCUCCUCAUCCUCUGCAAACACACCCUCCAUCCCCGCCUCAUCUACCUUCUCCCACCCCGACCAUCUGCUCCACUCCAGCGAUCACCAUCACCACCAUCAGCACCAACACCACCAACAACAACAAUCCCACCAUCAUCACUCUCAUCCUCCUACUCAUCACCAUCAACAGUUCGACCACCAUCAGAACCUCUUACACGACAAACUAUUCGUCGAUAACCAUCACUCCUAA